Brassicogethes aeneus is the source of this 1102-nucleotide messenger RNA. The record is from the annotation of a GenBank genome assembly. NCBI's taxonomy places the organism in Eukaryota, Metazoa, Arthropoda, Insecta, Coleoptera, Nitidulidae.
AUUCUUCUUAUAACUUUUUUGCCUUUUUAGUGAGCGACAUGGUAUCACUUCCCACUUUGUUUAAUCAAUAUCUAAACCUUUGUUUACCAUAACAACUAAUACUUUUGACAGACAACUUAUACCAAGAAGGUUAUUUCUAAAAAUGCCCUUUUCCCCAGUAAAGCUUAGUGUUUUCAAAACUGAACAAAUAAUUGGUGUCAAAGAACCCAAAAGAACGACGCUAUACGAUGUGGUCCUUAAUAAUUUCAAAGCCUUAAAAAGAGAAACCUUCAUACAUCGUUUAAUUUAUAUUGGAGAACAUUGUUUUAAAGAACCAGACGAAUUGGCAAGCUUGUAUGAGAAGAUUAUUUAUGAAAUAAAUACUAGUAAUCUUGUCGACGAAAGACAGACAGGGUUUCUCCUGUUCUAUCCCAAAUUUUUUGUAAUUAUCAUCGAUGGGUCUGGAAACUCCAUAUGCAAACAUUUAAAAGAUAUUGCAAAAUACAGGGAAAAUUUACCAAAAUUAAAAGUACUGGUUUUUAUCCAUAAUGUCAACCAGAGAGUUUGCGAUACAUUUUAUACCUUCACCAGUUUACCAAGUCAACUGGUUGACAAGAUAGAUCAUAUGAGUGACCUACAAACAACUAUGACCUUGACAGCUAACUGUAUUAAAAAAAUGUAUGAGUUGGUGACUGCUUUUUUGAAAAAUCUUGAAGAUAUUGAGCUGCAAAAAGAACAAGAACUCAAAAACCAAAUGCUUGAGAUGUCCAUGGAACAAAUAACAAAAGAUUUAAGAGGUAGCAAAUCAUCUUCGAUACUUGUGGUACAAUUUGGUAUGUUUAGAGAGUUUCUCCCUGAGUAUGAUCUUCUAGAUUUUUUAUUAAACACGAAACAUCUAAUGGAUUAUGGUAGUUUUCAAUAUAUGUGGGACAAGCCUGUGCCUUUUUCAAUCCAUACACAUGGAAUCUUUCCUGUCCCAUACCCAGUGGACACUAUCGAUAUUUUUGAAAUUCCAUAUAACCCGGUUUGCAAGUUACCAGUAUCCAAAGAAGAAGAAAUUAAGGAUGAAGAAGAGGUAGCUUCUGUUAUUACGCAAUCCUCUAUUUAAUUAAUUACACGAAAU